Molecule: messenger RNA, 714 nt
Organism: Oreochromis aureus
Lineage: Eukaryota; Metazoa; Chordata; Actinopteri; Cichliformes; Cichlidae
Exons: 4
Coding region: 1-699 (232 amino acids)
Source: RefSeq, a predicted model, not a curated record
AUGUCAUCAGCUGCGGAGGAGGUUGAAACGGCGGCGGAGGACAGCAACACCCACAAAUGUAAGAUAUGUGUGAAGGAGCGAUACAAAUGCCAAGAUGUGAAAGUUUAUGGACGGUCAAUAGUAAAUGUCAAGGGACCAAGGAGCAGACUGUUGUUGCCAGACCUCAUUCGACUCCGCCGUGACAAUGAGCACCUGUUCACGGGUGCAAAACACUCAGCCACAGUGGGUUGGAGAGAAAUCGUGGAGAAGAUGGAGCUGGCGGGGAAAAUCUCCCCUGUGCAGGCCAAACGCAAAUGGGAGAACCUGAAGAGGAAAUACAAAGAGUGCAAGUAUCCAGCGACGGGCGAGGGUGCAAGUGGGAAGCCCACUGCCGCAACAUGGCCCUGGUUUGGUGCCAUGGAUGAGGUGCUAGGACAGAGGCCCUCCACCAGGCCACCUGUCCUAAUCUCCGACAUCCAGGAGGACACACCAGGGCCCAGUGCAGCAGUGGGGAACCCACUCCCACACCAGGAGGGGCAGGCGGAUGAGGAGCCGCCUGAGGCACGGGUGGCGAAAAGGAGGAGGGACGGGGAGGAUGAGCUCAUUGCCCUAAUAAAAGAGGACAUGGCUCAGCAACGCCAAAUGGAGGAACGGAGAGCCGAGAGGAUGGACAGGCUGAUAGGUGUCCUCGAAAAGCUAGUGGAGCAGAAAAAGGACUGAGUCGUGUCCACAGAC